AGCACGAAGAUGGCGUCGGAGGGAGCCAGCGGACAGCACCCUCCUCCUCCUCCGGUUCAGCAAGCCCUCACCGCCGCCGUGCUGGGAAGCGUCGACACGAAAUGCGACUUCAACAUGGAUAACCUAAGCAAGCCAGAACUGUUGACACUGCUGAGCAUCAUGGAGGGCGAGCUGGAGGCCCGCGACCUGGUCAUCGAGGCCCUCAGGGCUCAAAGGAAAGAAGUAUUCCUGCAGGAGCGCUAUAGCCACUUCAGCCUGACCGACCCCUUUCUGGCGCUGCAGCGGGACUUUGAGUGUGGUGUCCCACGAGGUGACAAGGAGCGGCGGCCGCUGGGCUCCAGCCCCAUGUCUGUCCUGGAAGCUGUCAUGGCGCACUGCAGGAAGAUGCAGGAGCGCAUGUCCACACAGCUGGCUGCUGCCGAGAGCCGCCAAAAGAGGCUGGAGAUGGAGAAGCUGCAGCUGCAAAGCCUGGAGCAAGAACACCGCAAGCUGACGGCUCAAUUGAAGGACGAGCGCGAGAAGAACAAGCACAUCGUCAUGAUGCUGGUGCGCGAGUGCAAGCAGCUGGCCACGCGGGUGGUGGAGGAAUCGCAGCGCUUCGAUGAGCUCCAGGCCCGACUGGAUGAAGAGGGUCAAGCCUCAGGCCGGCUUCGUGAGGAGCUGAGCACCGAGCGGCAGCGCGGUCAGCAGAUGGAGGCCGAGAUGGAGAAACAGCUGUCCGAGUUGGAUACUGAGCGCGAGCAGCUGCGGGCCAGGCUGGGUCGCGAAGAGGCUGAGAGUCAGAACCUACGGCAGCAGGUGGAGCAGCUCAGAACUGAUUGCGGGGGUGCCAAGGAUGGCACAAAUCCUGCCACCCCCACCUGUACGCCACCCAUGACCUCUGUUUCAGUGGCCACAGAACCCGUCCACUCUCGGACAGCAUCCUGCCAAACGGACCAGCCCCUCGUUGAGGUGGAGGGUCCCAAGAAGACUACUCUCACAGUAGCCGCAAAACCCACCUCUGGCCCUUAUACCGGUCUUAGCCUGCCUAAGACCACCGCUCGGGGAAUCGUUCACAGUAGUUCAGGGGGGCUGUCGCAAAGCGAGAACGGCUCCGAGGCCCAAACCACCCCCCACGGCCUACCCAGCGGUGUCAGCCCCCGUGUCCAGGCAGCCCGCUACAAGUUCCAGGAACAGGACCAAAACGGUACCGCCUCCCAGAGUCCUCCGGCCAGAGAUCCCUCACCCAACAACCGAGAUAACUUUGCUGCCAAGCAACAAGCGCGUCACACUGUCACCCAAGUCCUGUCGCGCUUCACUAGCCCACCAGCAGGGGGUGGGGGAGGUCUGCGGCCAAGCCUCCCUCACUCUGCCUCUGAGGGAGGGUCCUUCCCCAGCCGCCUCAGCCACCCCAUUGGCCUUAAGUCCCCCACCGUGGCCCGAAUUGACCGGGGCAACCCUCCGCCUAUCCCUCCAAAGAAACCAGGGCUCUCCCAGACCCCUUCCCCUCCUCAUCCGACAAUGAAGGUGGUGGGGGACGGUGGCCGCGCUCACGGAGCGGGGCUCAAAUCGGCUACACCUCAGCUUCCACCCAAACCCGCCCUGGAUCUGGUACCAGCCCUGACGGCCUCUCAGGUGGGUGCAUGCCCCCUCCGUCGCUCUCCAGGACCCAUCCAGUUUGCAGAUUGCCCCCCUGUCAUCACCACUGCCAUCCCCUCCAUCAAUCCCAUUCCCUCAUCCCACUCCGUUAGUGCUCCAUUCAACUGUAUCCCCUGUGCCCCCGCAGUCAGCCCCCUGGCAACAGCAUCAGGCUGGUGUCCCUCCGUAGUCUCCCCUCUCGGUGGCGGUGGGCCCGCUGCCCUGGACGGCGGGCGGCCGCUCCUCCUACUUCAAGCUGCUUCCCAGGGAAAUGCCACUUUAUUGUCAAUGCUGCUUCACCAACCCCACCCGACCACGUCCGACCACGCCCACCGAAACACUGCCACGGACAACCAGCCCACCCGCCACCCACCACAAGACCUCGUCCACAACUUGACUGCUGCCUUGUUCUCUGCUGCUUACCACGGACACACAGAGUGCGUGAAGCUGCUGCUGUCUUCUGGCUCACCUGCUGAUGUGUCCGACCGAAACCGAUUUACACCUUUGCACUUUGCCGCCACCCACGGCCACAGUGGCUGUGUGGAGGCUUUGCUGGCCGCGGGCGCAGCUGUGGACGCGGCUGCGGACGGUGGCCAGACCGGCCUCUUCCUGGCCAGUGGGGCGGGCAGGAAACACUGUGUCCAAAUCCUGCUGAGCGCCGGUGCUGAUCGCUCCCUCAUGGCCACGGAUGGCUGCACGUGUCUUCACGCGGCGGUUCGAUCAGGCCACGUGGACACGCUGCGUCUACUCCUCUGUCACCACGGCCUGAGAGACCCCACCUCCACCCUUGAAUCCGAUGGAGACCCUGCAUUACCUGCCACACUCCUGAACCACGCCAACUCUGAUGGAUGGACGGCUGCUCACAUGGCUGCCGCUCUCGGCCUGAAGGAGUGUCUGGAGGUUCUGUGUAGCCACCGUGAGCAAGACAUUGAAAGGAGAGAUAAAUGCAAUCGCACCAUUCAUGACGUUGCCACUGACGACUGCAAAGAGCUAUUGGAGAACCUUAAUCAGUAUCUCGUCCUGGUGCGUCUUCAGUAUUCCGAUAGCGGUCCGAUGUGUGCCGUGGAUUGGGAUGAUAAUGAGAACCGGGCCGAGUUCCAGUCAGUGCUGUGCAGGAUCUCAGUGGACCGCUCAAUGACCUGGCCACAGUUGAGUGUCACCAUUAGCCACGCCUUCACCGCACACCUGCACUUGCUGUGUGGUGAGGAUGCACAGCAUCCCCCGCUAGGACUAACCACCGAUAGCAUCGCCUCCAUUAUGAUUGGAGGAAAUGACUGGCGGCCAGGUCAAGAACUUCCUUUCUCGCCUUGGGAUCUAGUUCGGAAACCUCUGAGUCAGGUCAUCACUGUCCGACUAAAAGGUCUUUCUGAAUCAUGUCUGGAUGAGUUGGCUCUGGAAUCUCUCUUCCCGCUGCCUGUGCUGCUCAACUACGUUCGCUUGGUGGAACAAUACGGGAGUGUCAUCCUUCACGGCUUGGAGGACAGCUGUCAGGACUACAUUGCCGCUUCAUUGGCUCGCUGCAUCAAGUCCAAGCAGGAGGCAUGCGGUCAUGUGUGCGAUGUGGUGAAUGUGGAAGUACAAAACUGUCUGACCAAGGAGAAGCUGCUGGACACCCUUGUCUCAUGUGGCUUCCUGGUACCGGCGGCGGCAUCAUCCAAUAAUGGCAGCUGCGUGGUUCUGCUGUUGCAAGGUUUGGAGAAGGCGGCAUCCUUAUCAGGCCUGCUGGGGGAUCUGUGCCACAGCUUGGAUAACAGAAACUCCACCACCCCCAUGCUGCUCAAUGCUGGUCCGCACCACUUCUGCCAACGCAGCUUCCUGAUCGGCUCCCUCUCAAAGCACCGCCUCCAGGGCUCAGAGCUGAGGCUCCAGCAGCAUUUCCGGUGGCUGCGUCUGCGCUGGGAUCAAGAGCCCCUUCACGGAUUGUUGGGUAGACACCUGCGCAGGAAGUUGCUGAACCAGACAGGAAGCGUGGCGUGGUCUAAUGAUGGCAUCAUGGAGAAGGCUGUAGUAUGGGUGGCUCAGGUGUGGCAGCAACUCAACGCCUGCCUGGCACAUCUGGGCACACACGAAGCAUUGAUGGGACCUGGUCACUUCCUGGCAUGUCCCGUCCACACCAAUGACGCAUACGCCAUCGCCAGGUGGUUGUCUCGGCUGUGGAGCGCUGUGGUGGUUCCUCGCGUGGAGGCAGCGAUCGUCUCUCGGGUGACGGCAAGGCGCUCUCCACCAACGUCACCGAGCAAUGUUGUUCUGAGCGCUGGCCAGCAAGCGGUGGUAAAGGCCGCGCUUAGCAUCUUGGUCAACAAAGCCGUCCUGCGGGGAUGCCCACUCCCUCGCCACGAAGUCAUGUUCAGGGGCGGGGCGCUCCCUUUGACCGCCAUUAGCUCUUUUAAAGGAACCAGCGCUGGAAGAAAGUGUCGAGACAAGCUGAGACGAUCCAAUACCAGCCCUCGAAAGAAAGCAAGUCCUGCUUCCAGCUGGACUGGGAGCUCCUUUAGUCACGGCACGGUCUCCACUACAGAUGUAAGCUGUAUCACAAAUGGCAAAAUCCACAGGGAGGUGUCCACUUUGUCUUUGUUUUCCGAUGACGAGACCGACUUGAUCCAAGAGCUUCAGUCGUUAUGCUCCAGCAAGUCAGAACCAGACAUCAGACAGAUGUUGUCGUCUAAGGACGACAAUGUCCUUUUGUUUGUCAAUGGAGGUCUUGCCGGAGCUCCGCCCCCGCCACCACAGCAGGAAGUAGCUGUGGAACAAUCAGCUCAGCCGUCGCAAUUGACUCAGGCCGCCGUCCAGAGCGCUGAACCACGCUCGUGCCCUCGGGUCAAAUCUCAGUUGCCCGUGCCCAGCAGGGGGCAGCAGCAGCCUCCUCCUCGAGUCCCUGUGAGCAACCACCGCCACCACAACAACAACAGCAGCAGCAGCAAAGCAAACAGCAGCAGCAAGAACAACAAACAAGCACAGGAGCACAUCUGGCUCCUACAACAACACAAUGACAGAUAA
Nerophis lumbriciformis (worm pipefish) is the source of this 4614-nucleotide messenger RNA. The record is from RefSeq and is a predicted model, not a curated record. NCBI's taxonomy places the organism in Eukaryota, Metazoa, Chordata, Actinopteri, Syngnathiformes, Syngnathidae.